GUUAGUUGUAUUUUGUCAGAUUGAUUGCAUUCCAAAGUUGAACCUGAUCUCGUUGGUGCCGACUCAGAUGUCGAUUAUUGCCUGAUGUGAUCCGAUUGAUAAGAUCCUACUCCUAUCCCAUGGUUUGACAAUCACAAUCGGACGGCAAAGUAUCUUUUGAUUAGGGUUUAUUUACCAUCCACAUAAUACUUACCAUAUUACUACGCACUGUCCUUUAUAUAUGUACCCCUGCAGCCAUCAGCCGUCCUUAAUUUACAUCCUUCGUCAAUCGCAUCGGCCAGCAAGCUAGGACGCCAUGGCAGACCAGGAGCCGGAGAGGCCAAGCAAGAAGGCACGCCGGUCGCCACCCGCCAUGGACUCCGGCGGCCUGACGGCGUUCGCGCUCCGCCUGGCCAAGAAGCUCGCCGAGGGAGACGACACCAGGAGCAGCAACAUCGCCUUCUCCCCGCUGUCUCUCUACACCACGCUCAGCCUGGUGGCCGCCGGAGCCCGCGGCAGAACCCUGGAUCAGCUCCUAGGCCUGCUCGGCGCCGCGCCGCCCGACGAGCUUGCGGGGUUCGUGCGUGGCCUCACCGCGGACCUGUCCGGCAACGGUGGGCCGGUCAUCACCUACGCCUACGGUGUGUUUCACCAGAAACACAUGGAGCUCACGCCGGACUUCCUCCGCACCGCCACCGAGUCCUACAACGCUGAGAUACGCGCCGUCGACUUUGCCGAGGGUGAUAGGAAGAAGAUCAGGAAGGAGAUCAACAAGUGGGCGGCGGCCGCGACGAACAAUCUCAUCUCGGAGAUCCUGCCGGAGAGGUCACUGUCCCAACUCUCAAGGUUCGUGCUCACCAACGCCAUCUACUUCAAGGGCGUGUGGGAGACCCGCUUCCCCGAAAAUCUCACCGAGAAGCACGAGUUCCACCGCCUCGGCGACGCCGACCCAGUCGACGUCCCCUUCAUGACCCCGCCGGGAGAAUGCAAGCUCUUCGUCUCACACGGCAAAGGCUUCAAGGUGCUCAAACUCCCGUACAAGGUCGCCACCCCUGCCGCCAUGUCGUCGCGGUACUCCAUGUGCGUCUUUCUCCCGGACGACAACGACGGGCUGCACGCCAUGGUCACCGCUCUGGCGGAGGCGGGCGGUUCUCUGCUCGACCACGUGCCCAAGCACCGCAGCAGCGUGAGGAAGCUGAUGCUGCCCAAGUUCAAGAUGUCAUUCUUCUGCCGCCUCACCAAAGUCCUACAGGGCCUUGGACUCCGUGAUGCGUUCAGCGAGAGUGCGGAUCUCUCCGGCCUCGCGACGAAGAUCGACUGCGACGUGCGCCUGGACGAGGUGUUCCACAAGGCGGUCCUCGAGGUGAACGAGGAAGGCACCGUGGCUGCAGCCUGCACUGCCGUCACUGGACGCGUGAAGCAGACUGCAAGGAGGCCGUUGCAGUUCAUCGCCGACCACCCGUUUGCGUUUUAUAUCGUGGAGGAGGUCUCAGGGUCCGUGGUCUUUGCCGGUCAUGUCCUUGACCCUUCUAGCUCACAGUAGUAAUAAGGAGUAUUUAUGUGUCAAACAACAAUAAUACAUAAGUAGUAGUAGAAAAUAAACUAAACAA
Triticum aestivum (bread wheat) is the source of this 1589-nucleotide messenger RNA. RefSeq names its product serpin-Z2A-like. Lineage: Eukaryota; Viridiplantae; Streptophyta; Magnoliopsida; Poales; Poaceae. Bases 296 to 1522 code for a protein of 408 amino acids. Gene Ontology annotation, molecular function: serine-type endopeptidase inhibitor activity. The record is from RefSeq and is a predicted model, not a curated record. The transcript is spliced from 2 exons.